Molecule: messenger RNA, 540 nt
Organism: Nicotiana tabacum (common tobacco)
Lineage: Eukaryota; Viridiplantae; Streptophyta; Magnoliopsida; Solanales; Solanaceae
Source: RefSeq, a predicted model, not a curated record
AUGUUUGAUCCUGAUUCCACUUAUUCAUAUAUGUCAUUAUACUUUGCUUCUUGUCUGUAUAUGCCUCGUGGUUCUCUUGAUGCUCCCGUGCAUGUGUCUACACCUAUUGGUGAUUCUCUUUUGGUGGAUCGAGUUUAUCGGUCUUGUGUGGUCACUGUCUAUGGUUUUGAUACUAAGGUGGACUUUCUAUUAUUAGAGGUGGUGGAUUUUGAUGUGAUAUUGGGUAUGGAUUGGUUAUGUCCAUACCAUGUUAUUCUAGAUUAUCACGCUAAGACUGUAAUGUUGGCGAUGCUAGGGUUGCUGAGGAUCAAGGUGGACUCGAAGAAGAUUGAGGCAGUGCAAAUUUCGCCCAGACCUUCUACCACUGCAGAGAUCAGGAGCUUUUUCGGUUUGGUUAGUUACUACCAUCGCUUCGUAGAGGCAUUUACAUCUACUACUGUGAAGAGCCCUCCAUUCAAGAGGACGGAUGUGUGUGAGGAGAUCUUUCAAAAGCUCAAGACAACUUUGACUACGACUCCAAUGUUGGUUUUGCCUUCAUGA